AAAGCAACGAGGGGCAGGCGCGGCCGCCGCCGAUACGUCGGAUGCUGGCUGCAUGGAGGACGCGAAUGCGGGAUACCACGCACGCAGACGACGUUGGAGCAUAGGACGGUGCUCGAGAGCGCCACGCACCUUCAAGACCGACUGUGUCGUCAGAACGGAUGGACGAUAGCACAUUGCAGAGGUACUACCGAACAGCCCUUGAAUGGCGGUGGCAUGCAUGAGCGACCGUGUUGAGCACUUAUCGACGUGAUGAAACAGCCACAGUCUAACCUUGACAUCGUCUACGACCUGCCACGGCAAACGGAGCAUGGUCCCCAAGGAGCAAAAUCUCUCGACGGUGUGCAUGAGAGGACGCGAAGCAUGUAUGAUACGACCAUCAACGUCGAAUGUCGACCGCGGCGUUUUGUACAACGUCAAAGGUGCGCGAGGCGCCAUGAAGGUCCUGUCUCCAGCCAUUUCACGUGUCGGUAGCACAACGGUAACGGAUAGCGCAACGUAUUCUUGGUUCAACUGGACAAACGUCUCCACAAUCAUGACUUGUGCACGUGCGCUUCCGUUGGAGAACACCAGAGUCGACAUUGCCGCCCGGCGUUUCCGUUCCUCGGAGGUGUUUCAACUGCAUCGCUUGUCCACGCGACAUGCCGUAUCGAUACGUUCUACGGCAGAUUACCAUGAGCACAAUCGUGAGAGUCGUCUUUGACACACUCGACGACAUGGCCUCCGAGAAACUCGGACCGCUCGGUUCCACACACCGACGGCGGUGGAUACUGCCUGCCGUAGCCGUGGAGCUGCAGUACCGCAUCCAACGCGGAUCCAAAUUCUCUAUCUCGGGGGAUGGCCACAUGAAACAACGAAUGCCCCGUGAUUGCCCAUUCACCUUGAAGCAGCGCCAACGAAUGCGCCGUGAGGCCCUUGCGUGUGCCUACCUAUUCGACUCAACGGCCGAGAUCCCUAGCGUCGGACACGUAUUGGCGCGGUGGUCGCGGAUGUCCAAGAGGAGGGAGUCGAACAUGGGGAAGCGCGCCGAGAUCUCUUGAACGGCGUGCACCAACGUGCAGUGAACGUCAAUGGUUAAAUGAGUCCCGAGUGGACUACAAUGCGACGCAUUUCACUUCC
This is a messenger RNA of Aphanomyces invadans, 1116 nucleotides long. RefSeq lists its product as hypothetical. The record is from RefSeq and is a predicted model, not a curated record. The transcript is spliced from 2 exons. The coding region runs from base 639 to 1037 and encodes 132 amino acids. NCBI's taxonomy places the organism in Eukaryota, Oomycota, Saprolegniomycetes, Saprolegniales, Verrucalvaceae.